AUGGGUGUACGUGUGUCGCGGUCAAGUUGUCGUGAUCACAUAGUGUUGCGGUAUGAAAACCGUGGUGUUCAAUGGCUGAAAAGUAGUAGGUCUUCCCUUCCCCCGGGAUUAAACCCGACCGAUGUUACCCCGAAGGAUAAGGAUACACUGCAGGCUGACCCCUUCGCAGGAAUGUCCAAGGCUGCAAAGAAAAAUGCUAAAAGGACAGAAAAGAAGAAACAACAGGGCCACAAUGAAAAUGUUGAGUCUGUAACCAGGUCAUUAGCUGAUUCUGUGCUCUCAAACGACCAAUCACAAUCAUCUAAACAAAGCUCCAACCAAUCAGAGAUGCCAUUACAAAAUAAAGCUGAUAUUGAGAAGAAAGUCAGAAAUGUGAAGAAAAAUUAA
This is a messenger RNA of Pecten maximus, 387 nucleotides long. Its product is annotated as partner of Y14 and mago-like. Gene Ontology annotation, biological process: exon-exon junction complex disassembly. The record is from RefSeq and is a predicted model, not a curated record. Gene Ontology annotation, molecular function: RNA binding. Lineage: Eukaryota; Metazoa; Mollusca; Bivalvia; Pectinida; Pectinidae. Bases 1 to 387 code for a protein of 128 amino acids. The transcript is spliced from 2 exons. Gene Ontology annotation, cellular component: exon-exon junction complex; cytoplasm.